CUCUCUUUAUAUAUAUAUGGAGGGCAGCCAGCCAGUAGUGGCCGCGGGAGUCUGCAGCAGUGCCAUGGAGAAGACCGCACCGCUGUUGAGCUUCUCCAUGGAGCUCUUUCUUUUUCCCUCAUGGCUCACAGAUGCCUCUCUCUCUCCCUCCCUCUCUGUAUCUCUCUCUCGCGUCAGAAUUUUGUUGCUUGCUGUCUUGGGUGAGAUCAACAUCGCACGUGUUGGGUGAAUCCUAUGCAGUGCCUUGGAAUUUUUUAUUGCUUGCGUUAAAUCUGAGGAAUUGAUGGUUGCACAUAAAUUGUUUGAUGAAAUGCCUCAGAAGGAUGUGGUGUCCUGGAACUUGUUGAUUGUAUCUGUGGGUUAUGUGAAAGGCAGGGGAUGUGAAAAUCUGCAAUGUCAUUACGAGUGCGAGUAAUUGAUGAUGAAUAAGGAACUUAUUUAGUAUUUGGUCUGUCCGAGUUUUGAAUUCCGGCAGUCAUCAUUUUUCUCCACCUUCUUAUCAUGACAGAUUGGCCAACUAAUCAUGCUUCUAGGCUCUAUUUACUCAUACUACAGGCUGCUUUGAAGUGCAAACUAAAGACUCUAACAGUUAGAAACCUGAUUAUAUAUUUCCUUUGUUUAUAUUUGAAGUUCUCAGUCGUACUUUAAGGUUCGGAACUCGUAAGUUACUGAAAAAAUUAGCUUGUAUCUCUCUCUCAGUUUACAAUUUUGCCUUAAAGACAGUUUGGAGGAAUUUGUAGCUACAAAUUUUGCACGAUAGUGUAUUGCCACAAAGUCUGUCUUCACAAUAAUGAAUAAUAUAGUCUACUUUGAGGCAUGGGACGAUAUUAUUGCAUACUUGGUACUUGGUAGGGCAUAUUGUUCGUCUAAUCUUCCCUUUUUUCAAAGGCUUCACCAAAUAUCUGCAAUUAUCUUAUGAAUAAUCUAGGCAUUGGAAGAUGUUUAACCUAGCUUGUUUAUGGAGGGCAACCUGUCUUGUGCUAGGCUUAGCCAAGUGCUGGUUACUGUGGCAUGUCUGUUCAAAGUAUAUGCAUAUAUGAUUGUUUCUUUCCUUUUGGGUUGCUCUUGUAUUUGUCUAAUUUUUCUGGUUUGACAUUGACAGAGUGUUCAUAUGACUCAUAAACAUUGUAAUUUGGGACAAGGCCCAUGAUUAGUAAGGCUGGUAAAGAUUGAGCGAUAAAAUGUCUAACUUAAGUGGAAAAAGGAAAACUGUCACUCCUAAUGAACAAAAGCGGAGACAUAUAUGAAUUAAAUGUUGUCAUAAUUUCAUGUCAACCUGAUUUUUUCAUUAUUUUGUUGACAUUAUAUAUUUCAGUAAGUUGAUCUUGAAGCUUAUGCUUCAAUGCCUCAAGGGUUAUGUCUCAUCUCAUGGUAGGCUCAAUGCUUCUUCCCUUGCCUCAAUGCCUCUAACAACAUUGUGAAGGUGGUUGAACACACAAAUAACAGACACCCACCUUAAAAGGCCAUUAAAAUUGCACAUUUUGAAAAAGAAAGGCCAUAUAUAAAUUGGUUAUAAAUUCGUUAAAAUUUAUGUCUAUUCUAAGUCAUGUGGGGCAUUUUCUAUUUUUUGACUAAAAUCUUUAACAAUGAGAAAAUUAACUUUCAAAUCCCUAAAAGACUAGUUUUUAUGAAGUUCUAUGUGGUAUCUGUUAACCCGAUAAACUCUGCCUUUUUUUUGAAAACCCAAAUCGCACACCUUGUUUUCACAGGCAAGCUAUAGUCUCCAGCAACGAAUGAUGCCUUCUCUCUCUAUUUCUAUUUCCAUAGCAGUCAGGCCAUAGUUUCCGUAAUGGUGAUGUCUUUCUCUCUCUAUUUCUAUAUCCACUGCAGGCAAGCCUUAGUCCCUAGCAGCAACGAUGAGCUUUCCUAUGAACUCCAGCCCUUCUCUCUCUCUCUCUUUCUUUUUUCCUGGACUCUUGAAUUGGAGUGAAAGCAAACCAGAGAUUCCAACAAACUCUUAUCUGAUUGAACACCUAGAUAUCCAAGCGCACAUGCUCCAGACAAAACAAGGAUGCCCUUCUUCUCCUCCACCAUUUUAAUUCCUCCCUUAAACUGGAAAACAACCUCCCCACAACUCUGUGUGCACAUCUGGCUCGCUUGUUUCAAUAUCACCUUGAAGUGGGCAGCACUCAUCGACUUAUAUGCCAAAUCCAACAACCUCUUGUUUGCUGAAGUUCCUUUGCAUGAUGUUCUAUUGGACCACUCUCCUCACCACUCAAUCUAAUUUGGUUAAUGGUGGAUUUUCCCGUGAGCUGUUCGUCACAAGGGUACAGAAAAAGCUUAUUACUUGGCACAGCCAUGGGAGUUGAGGAGACUCCAAACAUGUCCAUGAAGAAGAAGCGUUCUCUUGAGGCCUUAGAGCAAAGAUUUGCCAAGAUCAAUUCACCCAACCAAGUCACCAACCAAAGUUUACCUGCUGUUGCCCCCUGCUCUCCCUUCUCCUCGGUACCUGUCACUGGCCCUGUCUUGCGUGCUUCUUCCAAGAAACAAAGCAGCAAAGAUUCAGAAGAUGAUCCUACAUAUUUCAAGUUAUCUAAGCCUGUACAUGAGAACUUGUUGAAAUUAGAGGAAAAGCUUUCAGGUGUAAAUGAAGCUCAUGCGGUCCAGAAAAUUGUAAAUAGCCUAAUAGAAAAUGGAGACAAAGCUGAGCAUUAUAGGCGAGGUGUAUUAAGGACAAAAAUAGAUCAUUCUCUUUUGCUUGAUAAUUACGUACAACGGAAUGGUGGUUCUAUGAAAUCUCGCAGAAGGUUAUUGCAGAAACACACAAAGCGGUCAAAACAUCAUAUGUCACUGAAGCAACAUCGACAAUGUGGAUCCUUUGAUGUUCCAAAAAUGUUCCACAACUUUGAUUCCUGCAAACCAAUGAACCAUAUGUGGGAAGAAUACAUCAAAGAACUUUUACAUGAGAAAAGGAAAAAUGGGAUUGCCCAGCACCUGCUGACAGCAGAUUUACAUGGCGCUAUUCUUCUAGUUGCUGAGAGUAAGAUAGCUGGUUUCACUGGAGAAUGGGGCAUUAUGAUUAGGGAAACUGCACAGACAUUUGGGAUAGUCACUGUUAAUAAUGUAUUUCGCGUUGUGCCUAAAAGGGGAUCUACUUUCAUUCUCCGAGCUGAUAAAUGGAAAAUUACUUUGAUUGGGGACAAGCUUCUUUCAAGAAAUGGAAUCGUUGUUUAAUUGGGGCAAUUACAUGGACUGCUAUAAGAAGUAACAGGGAGGGGGAGGCUUUCAGGCCCAUCCCCCUUAUGGCAUAACAGACAAGUCGCCUUCAGGUUUAAUGGCACGUGUAUUUUUCCUUUUCCUUUUUGGUUUAUGGGUAUAGUUGAAACUGUCCAUAAUGUUGAAAUUUUCCUCGAGCUCAAGUUAUAGUCCCACUGGUCACAAUUUUAUGCCAGUGACACGAAUGCUGGUAUUGUAGUAAAUGGUAGCGCACUGCUGCAAGCCCAUUAUUUGUCCUUUUAUUUUCAAAUAAUUUGAAUGUGUGCAAUAAAUCAAAGAAGUGAAAACUUGUCAUU
Messenger RNA from Nymphaea colorata (pocket water lily), 3512 nucleotides. Its product is annotated as ribonuclease MRP protein subunit POP4. Gene Ontology annotation, molecular function: ribonuclease P RNA binding. Gene Ontology annotation, biological process: tRNA 5'-leader removal; rRNA processing. The transcript is spliced from 8 exons. Lineage: Eukaryota; Viridiplantae; Streptophyta; Magnoliopsida; Nymphaeales; Nymphaeaceae. Bases 2233 to 3174 code for a protein of 313 amino acids. Gene Ontology annotation, cellular component: ribonuclease P complex; ribonuclease MRP complex. The record is from RefSeq and is a predicted model, not a curated record.